UUUGUAUAAAGACACAAAGCUAAGUAACUCGUUUUCCCUGAAACGUCACAUAAUUGGCGUACGAUUCCAGAAGUGCAAUAAACAAAAAUGUACGCAGAAAAAUCUUGAGAGAUGAGUCAGUGUGCUGUUGUUUACAUUUAAGUCUGAUUGAAUUGCAGCAUCUGUCUGGUAUGCUGUAAACGAGAUGUAAUUUAGAUAGUCUUACCGCACAAUAUCUUAACACAACCAGCAAACUCUAUCCGGCUCCGCUUCCAAGGUCAGGGUUGUUUCAAAUGCAUGCUUCACUACACCCAAUCUAUCGAUCACGCGAGAAGCAUUUCUCCUAAUUACCAAGGUGCGUAACCUGGCUCGGUAAGCGAACAAUGCUCCCCAUUUACGAAAUCAUCUCGCUCGAGCUGCUGCUUCUGUUGCUUCUGUUAUCACACCGGAAUAGGGCGACAGAUAUCCGUUAUCUAUUUAAGUCAACUAUGCAGCGCCCAAAUGGUCACAGUUCAGCUAGCGAUUUCAACGGUAUCGAACGCAGAAAAUGACACCAACGUUGGUUCUGGUUUUGGUGCUUGCCGGUUCGGUUGGCCGGAUCGAGUGUGGUCUGCUGGAUAUGUUCAACGCCAAUUCGGAUUACAACCUAGCGCAAUCGAUGGAUACGGUUUUCGGAGCGCUGCAGAACGAUAUCAGCUAUAUGCUGACGGGGGAUCUCACGAGCACGGUGGAAGAGGUCGUCACGUUCUGGUGUAGUAAUGGAAGUUUCACCUCACUGAAGCAAGUGAAUCUAAACGACUCAACUUUGAGCCAGAAGAUCGAUACCUCAAAGGAAGUGAUCUUCGUUAUCCACGGAUGGCUGGACGAUAUCUCCCGAAUGUGGUUCCAGCAGCUGGCUCAGGAUGCUCUGAAAUUCACCGGAAGUAACGUUUGUGCGGUGAACUGGGGACAUUUGGCGCGUUACAGUUACUACAGGACAGCAGUGAACCACACGGUGAUGGUUUCGGGAUAUCUGACAAGGUUUGUCCAGUAUCUUGAGUCUGCUGGAGUGCCGUUGAAAAACAUCACAAUGGUCGGCCACAGCAUGGGAGCCCAGAUCAGCGGCCAAGUGGGACACAAUUUUGGCGGAAAAAUCGGACGAAUUUACGGUUUGGAUCCAGCGGGACCGUGCUUCACCCUUCCUAGGGAUCGAGGACUCCAGUAUAGACUAGAUCGCAGUGAUGCCAUGUUCGUACAAACUGUGAUCACAUCUCGGCUGACCAUCGGAGUAGGCGUUGGCGAUGGGCACGAAAAUUUCUACCCCAACGGCGGGGUAUCUCCGCAAACAAAUUGUGUCAUUCCUCUGACGAGUGAUGCUGAAUUUGCCGGUCAGAUCCUGUGCAGCCAUAUGCAUUCGGCGACGCUGUUUCGAUUGUCGCUGAAUCCGGCCAACGUGUACCGCGGGAAGAAAUGUAUCAACUGGCCGGCUUACCUGUUGAGUUUUUGUGGGUUGAACAAAGCCAACCUGCUCGGAAUGCGUAGCGAUAAAUCCGGUGGGGAUUACUUCCUGAGAACGUCGGCAUUUUCACCUUACACGGUUAGAUUUUAGCAGUCAACAAUAAGAUAGGAUAAGGAUAAGGAUAGGAUUUAUUCAAUUUUUAUGAACGUUGCCCAAUCCAUGUAUGUUAUAUCGCUCAGCGUUAAAAAAUAUAUUUUAUUGCAAUUCAUUAUUAUAAUUUCUAUUUAAUAUAAGG
Molecule: messenger RNA, 1712 nt
Organism: Aedes albopictus (Asian tiger mosquito)
Lineage: Eukaryota; Metazoa; Arthropoda; Insecta; Diptera; Culicidae
Product: lipase member H-like
Exons: 2
Coding region: 527-1567 (346 amino acids)
Biological process (GO): lipid catabolic process
Molecular function (GO): lipase activity
Source: RefSeq, a predicted model, not a curated record